Messenger RNA from Anastrepha ludens (Mexican fruit fly), 2691 nucleotides. RefSeq lists its product as uncharacterized. The transcript is spliced from 2 exons. The coding region runs from base 1688 to 2320 and encodes 210 amino acids. The record is from RefSeq and is a predicted model, not a curated record. Gene Ontology annotation, molecular function: nucleic acid binding. NCBI's taxonomy places the organism in Eukaryota, Metazoa, Arthropoda, Insecta, Diptera, Tephritidae.
UAAAGCUAUAAACGAAUUGCCUUGUACGGUUGUGUGGUAGUUAAAGCCAAAUUCCUAUUGAUCAAUUCAUCCACUUUUAUUUGUCGGCAAUUUUUUUUAUUUCUUGCUGUUGCAUAUGCGACAUAAUUGUAGUAGUAUUUUCAAUACCAAUACCAUAAAAAUAUACACUUCUGCGCAUAUCUACAGCUGUAUAAACCGCCAUAUCUGCGGUUUACUGACUGGUGUUGCUCAAACCGGUCACCGAAAUAAUCGAUCGUAACUAACCGAUCAGCAAAGUCAUGAUCUACUUUUCUGUAACACACAUCGCCACACACAUACAUUCUCAAUUGGCUCAUACUCUGCAGAAAAAAAAUAGAUAAUUUGACGUAAGGACUAGUUCGAUAACUUAUGAAUAUGCCAUUGUUUUCAAACUAGUACAAAAUGGAUGCACACUGCAAAUGGUCAAACACCUAUCAAAGAGUGAAUGUGAGAGUCACAUGCAUAUACAUGCAUAUUAGGUAUGUAGGUAGUGUAUAUUUCUUAAUCAUAUUUAUUUUGUUGUUAUUAGAAAUAUUUGCUGAUUGUGAUACAUAUUUUCACGGCUAUCGCAACAAAUGGGCCAGUUCUGCGCUAAUCAGGAAACAGUUCGAUUUCUUGGAGAGUAUAAAUAAUAAAUCAAUACUAAUGCACCCAGCCGGUUGAAAUAAAUAAACGAGCAAUAAAUGCUAAUAUAAAAAGGAUUGCAAAAAAAAAACAAAAACACGCAUCGGGUCAAUUAGAAAAAGUGAUACGAAUAAACAACAAAAAGCGGCAACUCGGAAUGCGACAUAACAACAGCAACUACAAAUGAGCCAAUUUAUGAAGGACCUUGACAAGUAUUUCUGUUGCUACAGUAUUUAGUAUUUCCUUUUGUUAUUUUCACAUCACGACUGAUUAUUUAAUAAAAAAAUAGCUUUAACGUAUAUGAGAGCAGAUAUUGGUUACACACACACACAUACACAAAGUAGGUGUGUUGAUUUUUCGCAGCUGGCUUCUGAAAUGUGCACAAUAGGUUAAGAAAAGUCUGUUAAUUGCUGAUUUACAUGGGCAACGGUUUUUGAUAUUUUUAGUGGGAAUGUGCGAUACGAUACCCACCGACUGUAUCAGAGGAAAGGAGUGCGAAAAAAUAAAUGAAAAAAGUGCGAGUGCUUUGGUAUUUGUAAUUGUGAAUCUGGAAAUAACCAGUUUCUUGCUCUUUGAGUAGUGGCAAAGUGAGUGUUGGUAAGUGGAAUAAUACAUAAAUGGAUCCAAGUAAUUGCUUACACGCACUCUUUUUUGCAUGAGAAUCAUCGAUAUCGAUAACUUUGGUUUGAUAGCUGAGAAUAGCAAACUAUUUUGACAUUUCUGUUCAGUAAGGCUUGGAAAGUCAUCAUGAAUUGUUCAACGCCAGAACAACGUUUCCAAAUGGAAAUGUGGAAAUUUAUUUUGAAAAAAAAAAACAAAAAAAACAAAUCUGUUCGCGAAGCUCAUAGAGUGAAGUGUUGAAGAAGAUACCGAAAUGACGAUUCGUUCUCAACUUGUUGGCCUUUGCCCUUCGACUAUGUGGAAAUUUUUACAUAAGGAUUUGGGCUAAGGUGCCUAUAUUCAGGGUCCGGUAGGGUCCAGAGUAUUGUUUACAAGCGCGCGGAAGCAUUUUGCCGAGAGUGAAGGCGAAAAAAGAAAAUCGGUAAUGCAUUUCAAACGUAAUAGUGUGAUUGCAUUAUAUUUGGCUGAUAAAUCACGAACAGCGAUUGUUCGUGAGCUCGAACACCUUAAAGUAAAUAAAGUUUUAAUUUAUCGCACCGUUACUCGUUACAGUGGUACUGGUAGCAUAGCGAAUCGUCAUGGAGGUCGUAAUCAAAAGACUGCAACGUCACGUGAAAUGGUUCAAAAAGCGAAGAAGCGACUUGAGCAAAAUCCCCAACGAAGAGCCAAUCAAAUGGCGAAAGAACUGAAACUAUCUGACUUUAGCAUCAGCCGUAUACUAAAAAAUGAUCUCAAAGUCAAAACUUACGACUUCCAAAAGUCGCAUGAUCUCACACCAAAGCAGCAACAAGUCAGACUUGUGAGAGCGAAGGAGUUGCCUCGCUUGACCGAAAGCGGUCAAUUUCCGAACACUGUGUUUUCUGACGAGACAACUUUUCAAAUUGAGCAAUUCGUAAACUCUCAAAACGAUAGGGUUUAUUUGACCGACCGUACAUACUUGAAUUUGAGUCAUCGAUUGGCCACCAGGAGACAGCGCCCGCCACCGGUAAUGGUUUGGGCACUGUGUCCGCAGAUGGGCGCUCUCCAUUCGUUUUCUUCAAGCCUGGCGUCAAGGUAAAUGCGAAAUAUUAUCGGAAAAGUGUUCUGGAGGUUGCUUUGAAGACGUGGGCAGACAAAAAUUUCGGUGGUAGACCAUGGACGUUUCAACAGGACUUGGCACCGUCUCACAAAGCUCGAGUGAACUAAGAAUGGCUAAAAAACAACGUUCGGAACUUCAUAACGCUCUCAAAUUCACCAGAUACGAAUCCGAUGAAUUAUUCUAUUUGUGCCAUUUUGGAGAGCAAGGUCCGAACUAAAAGAUUCACUAGUCUCGAGGCAGUGAAAAAAGCCAUUGUCCGCGAGUGGGCCAAAAUAACUGCAAGUCACAUUCGGGCAGCUUACCAUUCGUUUCUGGAACGGCUCAAGGCCAUAGUCAAGGCAAAAGGUGGU